UUCUUACUGCCCGCGUCGUCACGACAACCGUUGAUAUCAACAAAGUCGCGCAGUGAAUUUUUCUCCGGAGGAGGCAAAAUGACGAGAAGUGCGACGUGGUUUUGAAUGUGCGAAGGAGAGUUAGUGCUGGAGUGACUUGUGAAAGUGGAACAUGUAAUAAUGUGGUGCUAGAGAAAAAAUCGUGUGAGAUUCUGUGCAUAGUAAUGGGUGAAGUGAAUGAAGCUGUGAUCAAGAAGACCCAGGAGACUCUGGGGAAGUUUGUCAAGAGGCCUCCAUUGACGGAUAAAUUGCUAAUGAAGCCACCGUUUCGAUUUCUCCAUGAUGUCAUCAAUGUGGUGAUCAAGGAGACGGGUUUUCUCAAGGGAUUGUACACCGUGGAAGAGCUCAAUUCUGAGAAUGUCCGAGAUCGAGAUGCCAAAAUUAAAUUUCUAGAGAAAUUAAUCAAUAUUGUCGAAAUGGUUACCAAGGCGGACUUGAAGGUGCGUCCAUCGAAGAUUGUUGCUGGGCAGGAAGUCGAAAAGACUAAUGAACUCCUUCAGGCCAUUGGUAUGGCUAUUGAGAAGAAACUCGACAGUCGAGCGGCAAUUGAGUCUUCCAGGGCGGAAAAUGUGCCCAAGAAGACAACAAAGGCUGCUCCUGUUGUGACCCAGAAAACAAAACCAUCACCCACAACAACAGCACCUGCCACGAAGGGGCAGAAACCAGGUGGGAAGGUGGAAAAGACUGCUGAGAAGAAGGUGAAGGGGACUGUUGAGAAAAAGGGGCGCGAGAAGCCCAAGAAUGAGGUGAAAGAGAAGCCAAAAGUUGAGGCAAAAGUCACGAAGAAUGUGAUGAAAAAGGAAAGUGUUUUGGCUAAAAAUGAGAAGAACAAGAAGGAUCAGGACAAAAAAAGGAUAGACAGUGGAAUUAAAUUGGAGGAUUCGCCGAAUGAGCAGGAGACAAAUCGUGAGGAUUCUCCGAAAGGGAUUCAGUUGACGCUUGAAGCAACGCCUAAAAAUGAUCCUGUGCAGACGAAAACGACAGAAAGGAUCCCAGAGGAGCCACCAAAAGAGGUGCUUAAGGAAGUAACCAAGGUUUCUGAAGAGAAACCAGAGGUAAAGGCAGAACCUGUCCAGGAAGUAAGGACAGAACGUGAUGAACUUGUCGAUGUGAUUGAUGAGGAGGCAGAACGUCGUAGGAAGGAGAAACGCCCACCGAAAACACCUGCAGCAGAAGAAAAUGUUCCAGAAGAUCCUCCGCCUGAACAACCGGAAUCCCGUCCGGAAAGUCAUCAGCGAAGGAGGACAAAGUCAUCGGAGAAAAAGGGGAAGAAACUCAAAGAUGUGAAGGAAGAGAAGGAAGUUGUUCAGAAGCCUGAAAAGAAAUCCUUCAUCAAGCAAUCAAGCGUCGAUGGAAGUGGAAAAAUUCAGAAUGUUCCUCGUCCUAGGACUUCCCUGAGGCCACCAAGUGUUCGACCAGCUUCAGCACGUCCAGGAGCUCCGAGGAGGCGGGAUCGCAACGUUGAGAUUGUCCUGCAGCCAGAGGAGACGAUCAAAAUUGGAGAUAUCAGCGUGAAGAUGGAGAAUUUUUCUGUUGAUCUUGAAGAUGAUGGGGAAAAUCUGAUAAUUAUUGAGGAUUCAACGAAUCGAGAGGAUCCUCUGUUAAGUUCAGUGUCUCAAAUUGAGAAUGGCGAUGCUGGUCAGGAGCAUGGACAUCUCGUGCAGCAGAUCCUGGAGACACAAAAGGGGCUCACGGGAGGAAAAUCCGUGGCUGAUGAGGACAAGAAAAUCGAUGAUUGGAGUGAUCGACGCACGAGGCAGGCUUCAACGCAGCAGAUGGAUGCUCUCAGGGAGUCAAUCCAAAAACUGACGAGAGCUGUCAAUCCGCUGGGAAAAUUGAUGAAUUUCCUGCAGGAGGAUAUCGAUUCCAUGCAGAGGGAAUUCAAUAUGUGGCGUGAGAUGCAUCAAAUGGCUCUCAGUGAACUCAAUCGCGAGAGGUCUCAUUCGCAACCAGCUACGGAAGCUCUCAAGCUACUAGAAUCUUCAAUUCAGGAGCAUACAGAGCUCAUAGACAUCAGUCGAGCCAAUAUUCUGCAGAAUGAGCAGAAAAUUGCAAAAAUCCUCACAGACACCUAAAAAUCACGAAGAUUCAUCGCCUCAUUAACAUAUUCCCGCAGGGCGAUUCCGUAAAAAUAUGACAAAGUCAUAAGACAAAUUUAAAAAAUGUUAUGUGGUAAAUUCGGGAAAAUAAUCGAAAAUUAGAUAUCAGGUACUAGGGUAAGUGUACCAAAUUCCGGCCAGCUUGCAAUUCCGGCAACAUUUUUUAGGUGUGAUUCCUUCUAAUCACACCUAUUGUAAUCUUCGGAUUUUCUCAAAGUGCUCCGAUCGAGCUGAAAUUCACGGGGUAUAUGUUUUGAACAUCCUUGAUGCCGAAAAUCAUAAGCCGGCAAUUUCGGGUCCGGCCGGCCGUCUGGCCGUCCGUAGUACGCAAUACCUCUGGUUUGGAUAGAUAUCUUCAUAAUUUUUUUUUUAAAUAUAUCUACGCGCGCGUACGACGAUUUCUGUGCUAUUAGUUUUUUGAAAAACGGUUCUAAACCGGUUAAAAAUCACGUUUUGUAGUUUAUCUCGAAAUCUAGGUAUGCGAUUUUAAAUUUUUUAUGUUUAUGUUGUAGUCCAGAGAAUUUAGACCAAUUAAAAAAAAAUUAAGACAUUCGUGGAACGGUUCUCGAGAUAUUUCACUUUAAAGAUUUCAAUUUUAAGAAAAUUUGCUUGGCGUGAAUAUAGUGCUUCGAAUAUAGUGAGUCUAUAUUCGAAGAUUUGUAAUGUGGCAUAUACAAUGCACGAUCCGCGAUGUCUUUCGCGGAUCUUCGCGAGGCGCGAAUUUUUCGCGGAUUUUCGCGGGGCGUGAAAUUUUUCGCGGCUUUUCGCGGAGCGUGAGAUUUUUCGCAGAUUUGCGCGGGACGCGUAUUUUUUCGCGGAUUUUCGCGGAGCGUGAGAUUUUUCACAGAUUUGCGCGCGUCGCGUAUUUUUUCACGAAUUUUCGCGGGGCGCGAAUUUUUUCGCGGAUUUUCGCGGAGCGCGAUUUUCUCGGGUCGCUGACAGAGGUUCUCAAUGAAUGUAAAGUUGAGGCCUCUAUCUUUUCAUAGUCUCUGAGAUAAUCGACUUCAAAGCUUUUCAGACACUUUUAUGCUUUUCUCAUC
Molecule: messenger RNA, 3178 nt
Organism: Phlebotomus papatasi
Lineage: Eukaryota; Metazoa; Arthropoda; Insecta; Diptera; Psychodidae
Gene: IFT54
Product: TRAF3-interacting protein 1
Exons: 3
Coding region: 204-2114 (636 amino acids)
Biological process (GO): intraciliary transport; regulation of microtubule cytoskeleton organization; cilium assembly
Cellular component (GO): axoneme; ciliary basal body; centrosome
Molecular function (GO): microtubule binding
Source: RefSeq, a predicted model, not a curated record